GAUAUGGGGACGAAACCUUUUUAUAUUUACCAUCACAAUUUCCAGUUUUCUUCAUUAAUUUUAAAUGAAAGGUUUCGGGAACUCAACGAUUAUCAUUCCUAUUUCUCUUUGUUUUAUUUUCCUCAUAUUCAUUUAUCAUUUUGAAGACGUGCUUGCGGCUCCUCCUACUACUAGGCAUUUUUUGUGUAGUCCCGAACAAAGGGAUGCACUUCUCGCUUUCAAAAACGAGUUAAAGAUUGGGCAGCUUCAGCAAAAUUGUAUGCAUGAUAGCUUUAAAUCUCAUCCGAGGACGGAGUCAUGGGGGAAUAACAGCGACUGCUGUAGUUGGAAGGGUAUCAAGUGCAAUGCAAAGUCCGGAGAUGUGAUCGAGCUAGACCUUCACUGCAGCUUUCUCCAUGGCCGGUUUCAUUCCAAUAGCAGUCUUCAAAACCUUCCUUUUCUAACCACUCUUGACCUUUCAUUUAAUGAUUUUUAUGGUCAAGUCCCGUCUUUGAUUGGAAACUUUCCUCAUCUCACCACCCUCAACCUUUCUACGAAUCAACUUUCGGGUCAGAUUCCAUCUUCUAUUGGAAAUCUUUCUCAUCUUAUAACUCUCCAACUUUCGGGAAACAAUCUCGUUGGUGAAAUCCCAUAUUCAAUUGGAAACCUUUCUCAACUCACCAUUCUCAGCCUUUCGGGUAACAAUCUCGUUGGUGAAAUCCCAUAUUCAAUUGGAAACCUUUCUCAACUCACCAUUCUCAGCCUUUGGGAAAACAAUCUCGUUGGUGAAAUCCCAUCUUCUUUUGGCAAUCUCAACAAGCUGACCAACUUUUUUGCAAGUAAAAAUGAUUUCAGUGGAACUAUCCCUUCUUCUCUCUUCACCAUUCCUUCUUUGACUAAAAUUAAUUUGAGGCAUAACCAACUCAACGGCACUCUUGAGUUUGGGAAUACAUCUUCACCGUGUAACCUACAAUAUUUUUCCCUUGGAAGCAACAACUUCAAAGGGCCAAUCCCAAGAUCCAUUUCCAAGUUAGUCAACCUAUUGUAUCUUGACCUUUUUCAUUUCGACACCCAAGGCCGCCCACUUGACUUUAGUAUCUUCUCUCCUCUCAAGUCACUCGAAAGGCUUUACCUAUCCUAUUUGAACACCACCACUACGAUGGACUUGUAUGAUAUCUUAUCAUAUUCCAAAAGCCUUUCUAACUUAGAUCUCUCAGGCAACCAUGUUUCAACAACAAACAAGAGUUCAGUUUCAAAUCCCCCUUCACAGGAGAUAUAUUCUUUGAACUUAUCAGGCUGCGGUAUCACCGAGUUUCCAGCAGAGCUCCUAAGAACCCAACAUGAAAUGACGUUUCUAGACAUCUCCAACAACAAAAUCGAAGGUCAAGUUCCUGCCUGGUUAUGGACUCUACCAAAGUUGGAGUAUGUGAAUCUUUCCAACAACACUUUCAUCGGUUUCCAAACAUCAAACAAGAAACAAGGACUAUCCUCUGUCCGGAAACCAUCUAUGGUUCACUUGCUUGGCGCCAACAACAUCUUCACGGGAAAUAUUCCUUCUUUCAUAUGCGAGUUGCAUUCUCUAAACAUUCUCGAUUUAUCUGAAAACAACUUUAACGGUUCAAUCCCUCCUUGUUUGGGAAAUCUCAAGAGUACUCUUUCAGAUCUAAACCUUCGGCAGAAUAAUCUAAGUGGAGGUCUUCCAAAGGAUAUAUUUGAAAGACUAAGGUCGUUUGACGUCGGUCAUAACCAACUUGUGGGAAAGCUUCCAAGAUCUUUCAUCCGUUUCUCUACUCUUGAGGUUUUGAACGUGGAAAGCAACAGAAUCAACGACACGUUUCCAUUCUGGUUGGGUUCUCUACAAAAGCUGCAAGUUCUUGUCCUUCGCUCCAAUGCAUUUUAUGGACCAAUACAUCAAGCCUCGUUCCCUCAGUUGCGAAUCAUCGACAUAUCACAUAAUCACUUCGAUGGAACUUUGCCAUCAGAUUACUUUUCGAAGUGGACUGCUAUGUCAUCACUUGGGACCGACGAAGAUCAGUCUAAUAAUCUAAGUGGAGGUCUUCCAAAGGAUAUAUUUGAAAGACUAAGGUCGUUUGACGUCGGUCAUAACCAACUUGUGGGAAAGCUUCCAAGAUCUUUCAUCCGUUUCUCUACUCUUGAGGUUUUGAACGUGGAAAGCAACAGAAUCAACGACACGUUUCCAUUCUGGUUGGGUUCUCUACAAAAGCUGCAAGUUCUUGUCCUUCGCUCCAAUGCAUUUUAUGGACCAAUACAUCAAGUCUCGUUCCCUCAGUUGCGAAUCAUCGACAUAUCACAUAACCACUUCGAUGGAACUUUGCCAUCAGAUUACUUUUCGAAGUGGACUGCUAUGUCAUCACUUGGGACCGACGACGAUCAGUCUUUCGAAAAGUACAUGGGAGAUGAAUUCCGCUAUUACUAUGAUUCAAUGCUUUUGAUGAAUAAAGGUGUAGAGAUGGAGCUAGUACGUAUCUUAAAAAUCUUAACAGCAAUCGACUUUUCUGGAAACAAAUUUGAAGGAGAGAUUCCAAAGUCCAUUGGUCUAAUGAAAGAGCUUUGUGUGCUCAACUUGUCAAACAAUGCAUUCACUGGCCGCAUCCCUUCAUCUAUGGGGAACCUGACAGCUCUCGAGUCCCUGGACGUUACCCAAAACAAGCUUUCAGGGGAAAUUCCACAAGAGCUAGGGAACCUCUCGUUCCUAGCGUACAUGAACUUCGCUCAUAACCAGCUUUCAGGUCUAGUUCCAGGGGGCACUCAGUUUCGGACGCAGCGUUGCUCUUCUUUCGAGGACAAUAUGGGACUUGUUGGCUCUUCUCUUAACGAAAUUUGUAAAGAUGCUCACACACCAGCCACACAAGUAUAUGAAACGUCGGAAUCGGAGGAAGAAGACGAAGAAGUGAUUAGUUGGAUAGCAGCUGCAAUAGGAUUCAUACCUGGCAUUUCCUUUGGAUUUACGAUUGGAUACAUAUUGCUUUCCUACAAACCAAAAUGGUUCACGAACCCUUUCGGCCCAAACAAUCGUAGAAGGAGAAGCACUCCAACUCACUAGAGAGAGUGCUUUCAGGGUGUCCAAGAUAACAACAAGAAUGAGGCAUGCGAGAGAGAGAUGAAGGUCACACUAUCCGCAUAUAUGAUUUGAU
Molecule: messenger RNA, 3134 nt
Organism: Camelina sativa (false flax)
Lineage: Eukaryota; Viridiplantae; Streptophyta; Magnoliopsida; Brassicales; Brassicaceae
Source: RefSeq, a predicted model, not a curated record